AUGGCGCGCCUGUCCCGGACUGUUCUGCUGGUGGUAGUGACCACACACUGCGCCCUAGUCCGCGGCUCCGUCCAGCUCGUGCGUAAUGCGGCGGCGGACGCGUGCGCCGACGUGUCGUGUCUAUCGACGGCCGAGGGCACUUCCCUAUCUGGCUGUCCGGUGGACUCGGUGCUGAAACUGGCGCCGCCGGCCCGGCCCAACUGCUGUCCGUCUGUGGCCGAGUGUGUGUGUGACCUCGAGUCGUGCCCACGGCGGCCGCAGUGCGCGCACGGUCAGCCCACCCUGGUCCGCGCCGGAGACAGGAGGCCAGGCAGCUGCUGCAGCAUCUGGGACUGCAAGGACAGCGCAGAGGAGAACUCGACGUGCGUGCACCAGGGCAAACGGUACGAGGAGGGAGCCACGUGGCAGAUGGACCAGUGCACCACGUGCCAUUGCAAGGACGCCGUCAGCUUCUGCGACCAGCUACAGUGCCCCGAGCUGGGGCCGUGCCCCCAGGUGACCGACCCGGGCCAAUGCUGUCCCCGCUGCAUCGACGGGUGCCUCUCUCGGUCGGGCGUGUUCCACAACAACAGCGAGCAGUGGGAGGAGGAUGAGUGUACCACGUGCUCGUGCGCCGACAAUGAGCUGCACUGCCACAUCGCACAGUGCAACCCGCCCUGCAGGAACCCCGUCCACGUGCCCGGCCGCUGCUGCCCCGUCUGCAACCAAACAGAGUGCGCCGUGGUGUGCGAGCACGGAUACCGAACGGACAGCAAGGGCAGGCCGCUGUGCGAGUGUGUGACGGCCGCCCAGCCGGAGCCAAAGCUACAGCCGCCGCCGGAGCCGACACCAAAGCCACAGCCGCGCUGCCGCGACAUGAGCUCCUGCAAGAAACAGUGUCCCCACGGCUUCAAAGUGAACUCCAAAGGCUGUGCGAGGUGUAAGUGCCACCACUGCCGCCGUCUGAAGGGCUGUCCUCUCACCUGCCCUCUGGACGUGAACGACCGAGGCUGCACUGUGUGCCGGUGUCGGGAGGGGGCGACCGGCUUCCCGGCGCCGGUCACCACUCCGACUCCGACUCCGACUCCGACUCCGACUCCGACUCCGACCGUGCACAGACUCAGCUGUGUGUCUACAGCGGGCGAGGUGCACGCGCCAGGAGCCUCCUGGGACGACGGCUGCCGCCAGUGUUAUUGUCAACAGGGCACUGAGAUGUGCUCUAUGAUCGCGUGCGCGGUGCCCGCCUGCGAACACCCCGAGAUCGAGCCCGGCCAGUGCUGCCCUACGUGUCCCGAUGACUCUGUGGUGCCUUCACGUCACGUGAACCUGACAGUGUGCCUGUCGGCGACGGGCGGCACUUAUCUGGAGGGUCAGACCUGGCACCUGGACAGCUGCACGAGCUGUUUGUGCCGCGGAGGCCGAGUGCUCUGCAGUCACCCGGUCUGCCCGCCGGCCGCCUGUCCCCAACCCGAGCGGCGGCCCGGCCACUGCUGCCCGAUCUGUCCCGGCCGCUCGCCGACAGGUGGCAGCACCGAGCCGCCGCCAGAGAGCAGGCGCGGCGGCCGGGCGUGUGCCGCCGGGCCGGGCCCCUCCUGGCCGGACGGCGCCGCCUGGAGGAGCAGCGCCUGCGUCAGCUGCCGCUGCCGGAACGGCGCCACCCGCUGCUACCACGAGCGCUGUCCGAAACUCAGCUGCGAGCGGCCGGUGCUCAGCAAGGGCCGCUGCUGCCCUCACUGCAUCGAGGCCACCCGCGACGGCAGCUGUUUCCUUGGUAACCGUACAUUGGCCUCGGGCGAGUCGUGGCAGGUAGACGCCUGUAAGAGCUGCGUGUGCCGAGCCGGUCAGCUCAGCUGCGCCCAGAAGGUCUGUUCGACCGCGUGCCGCGGCCCGGUCCCCGCCGGCCACUGCUGUCCCGUCUGCAAAGAGGACGUUUCGACCAGCAGCUCCCGUCACAACUAUCCGUUCCUGAACGGUACCAGUAAGGUGGCGCACCGUAUCCGGGUUCCGGACCCGCCGACCGAGACUCCGGAGCCGGACCCCGAGGAGACGGACGGAGCCGAGCUCACGCUGGUCCAGAAGUUGCUCAUUUCGGGGCUGAGCGUACUCACCCUGGUGCUCCUGAUAGCCGUGUGUGGCCUCUGCUUUUGUAAGGUACGCAAGAGCAACCGUUUCACGCCCAAAAAGCAGCCCCUCCAGGUGCUGGCUGAGGAGGAGAAGAAGCCACUGAACGGCGCGCAGACGCUCGACUGUUCAGCUCCGCUGAGCACCAUCAGCUCGCCGCUGCGUCCGCCUGAGACGGUCAUUGGCAUGCGAUGAGCGCCGCCAGCGCGCGCCCUGCCUUGCCACGUCAUUGUAUAUACUUCAUUGUGGGCGCCGCAACGGGGAGGGGUCAUGGCUACUUUAAGGAUCAAAGCGAUUUUGUUCUUGUUUCAAAGUCAGAAGCAAAAGUAGUUGCCUAUUAGCUAAUGGUAGGAUCUGCUAAAGAGUUUGUGUAGUUGGUUGCUUGACUUAUCAAAAAGUGAUACGUAAGUAGCUCUGCUCCUCCCAGUUGCCGGGACGCCCCUACGUUCAUGUAGUCUACCACUGAUGGGUUUUUAGAGCCGUCCCGCCAGACUUGUGUCCGCUUCCACUUGACUUGGCUGGCAUUCAACGUCCGCGGUGCUCCCGAAGGAACUGAAAUUCGAGGCCCGUUCCAGCCAUAAAAAUCGGUGACUUUUAAUCGAACUGCCAACGCGGAGCUUUAACCCUAUUCCUGGCGGGCUCCGCCGGGACAAGAAACUGGCGGGGGGGGGCCGAUUCGGCCCCCCCCUGAGAUCUCGAGAACGAAGCAAGAUAGCGACAAACGGUAAACGGCAUCGGAUACGCACGGUCAAGAUCUACAAUUUUUACUAAGGUCAUUUUCAGGUCAGGUCAAAGAUGACGUCACAGGGGUCGAAAGAGUCAAAAUGGCGGCGCUAGAUAUGGAGAGAGCUUUUCUCGAAUAACUUUCGAAUUAGUCAAGAUAGGAACAAACUAAGGGCAUCAUCGUGAUCCUCUCGUCAAUCCGCAUCGAAUGAUAUAUAUGUUGACCUCGCAAGGUCAAGGUCAAAGGUUGACCUCAGGUCACGUGACCUCGAGGUCAUCAUGUAUAUCAUUCGAUGCGUCUUGACGAGCUGAACACAAUGAGACCAUCCACGCGUCUGUAUCUUGUUCCUGUACGGAGUUAUUGGCCAAAAACCUUUGGUGACCUUUGAUGACGUCACAUGACCUCACAGCUGCCCAACAGCAAAACAGACCUCAAGGUAGUGAAGGUUGAUCGUAUAUGAAGUCAUGUAUGGUAUAUGGGGCCAUUCCGACCCGUUUUAGUGGUAAAAACAGGGAGUUGAUUUUUCCCCCAUUGACUUAUAAUGGGGAGGUCGCGAAACUGACCUGACCUUAGGUCACCGAUAUCAAAAUUCCGAGAUAUACAAAUUGCACAUACUGGUACCCUAACUAAAGCCUGAAGAGAAGAAAUUGAUCGGUCAAAAACUCUAGCUCUGGCGUGAUUGCAAACUUUUCUGAGGUAGGGUCACGAAACCGCCUCUGGUGACCUGACCUGAGGUCAGAUCAACUCAAAAUUUUCAGACAUGUUGCAUAGAAGCCUGUUAGGAAAAGUCAGAAAAUUUGAGCUUCCUAGCUCAACGCGUUUGGGAGAAAUAACCAAAAAACCUCAGGGGGGGGGCUCCUGAGGCCCCCCCCCCCCCCGCCAGGAAUAGGGUUAAGUCGCUCGAUUUUGAUGCUGAUUCUGCUUCUGGUUAAACCUGAUUAAUUUUAAGCUAUGGACAAAAUUUUAACAUAUCUACAAGAUUUUAGCAUCUUAUAAGACUUGGGGCCAAAAACAAAAAAUAAUAGAGAAUCACGGAUAUGACGCCACAUUUGUGAUCGUUAUGGGGCCUCUCUGCUUCUCGAGUGCAGCCGGCACAAGUCUGACCGCGGGGCGGCGCCGGCGGCGACCGGCCGCCGAGCGGUGUGGUGACCUUUGUCUGUGAUAAUGGCCCCGAAUACAUGGACAAGGAAAUACGUAUCACGAACGGGUUUUCCUUAUUUGUUAUCCGUUUGUAAUACGCUUUUACUCUGCCCAUGUAUUCCUGGUCAAUGCCUCUCGCCUGCGACCGUGGCGGCCUUCAACAGUACUCCGACGGACAGCGCGUGUGUAUAACAACUGUGUACCGCCCGAGCUGCAUGCUGUGGGGUGGUCUGCGCACGCGCGAACUCGGAGCUUCAGAUGAAUAUUUCCUUCGGAAAGUGUUUUGAGCUCGCUGAUGUGACGUUUCCAUGGCGUUUCCAUGUGCGGUCCUAGAGCCAGGACCUCUACAUAAGUGUAUAUUCUGUAGGUAGUGGUUAACAAUAAGGCGCCGUUCUUCGAUAUCGCUAUAUUUUCAGUUACUAUGUUUUCAGAUGUGCCAAUAGAUUCGGUUCGGUAUUGUAUCUGUGUAAAAUGAGCUGCCUAGCGUACUCGCCUUAGUGCUGAGCUCGCAGAAUGGUAUUAUCGAGCUGUCGUACGAGUAUUUAUGACAACACCAGUGUGUUGUGUCAAUACACUGCAAUAAAAUCCAA
This is a messenger RNA of Amphibalanus amphitrite, 4554 nucleotides long. RefSeq names its product cysteine-rich motor neuron 1 protein-like. NCBI's taxonomy places the organism in Eukaryota, Metazoa, Arthropoda, Thecostraca, Balanomorpha, Balanidae. The coding region runs from base 1 to 2295 and encodes 764 amino acids. Gene Ontology annotation, molecular function: protein binding; serine-type endopeptidase inhibitor activity. The transcript has 11 exons. The record is from RefSeq and is a predicted model, not a curated record.